Messenger RNA from Cylicostephanus goldi, 1044 nucleotides. NCBI's taxonomy places the organism in Eukaryota, Metazoa, Nematoda, Chromadorea, Rhabditida, Strongylidae. The record is from the annotation of a GenBank genome assembly.
AUGUUUAGGGAUGACGCCUCUUCAGAAGAGGAACGAGUCGAAAAAUGUAUCGCGGCAUUCCGCUAUCAUUUACAUUAUCUGAACGAAGAAGCUGGUAAAUAUGCCUGGGAGAUUGUCAUGGCUGGCCUGCGGGCAGUUAUGGGUCACAUCACAUAUCAGCGACUUGCUGAUGAUGGUCCGAAGUAUGGAGCGGUAACGGAAAAACAUCCGCUUACUACAGACUACUUCCUGCAUCUGGAAGAUGUGACAUCGUGGGAGCAAGAAGAGCAUUUGGCAUACGAUCCUGAGAAGUCAAAAUAUCUCAUGGCUUUCAAUGGAUGGGUCAUGGCGUACGAUCCACUUAAAAACUUCGCAUUGCCUGAUUCUCAAGUUUAUCUCCGACGAGAAUUAGUCUGUUGGGGUGAUUCUGUUAAACUAAAUUAUGGAGAUAAGCCUGAUGAUUGUCCGUUCUUGUGGAAUUACAUGAAGGAGUAUUCGUAUGAAAGUCGAGUGAUAGUUUACAGGCAAGAAUGCGCACGAGUCUUCCAUGGUUUGCGCAUUGACAAUGCUCAUAGUACCCCUAUCCAUGUUGCUGAGUAUCUUAUAUUGGCAGCUCGAGAGAUUCGCCCAGAUCUCUAUGUUUUCGCGGAACUGUUCACUGGCAGUGAAGAUAAAGACAAUAUGUUCGUCAACAGACUUGGUAUCUCUUCCUUGAUCAGAGAAGCUCAAGCAGCUCAUGACAGCCACGAACAAGGAAGACUUGUAUACAAAUAUGGUGGAGAUGUGGUUGGUGCAAUGAUCCAAAGGCCAACUCGCUACGCUCCAGCUUCGAAUGCUCAUGGGCUCUUCUUGGAUCAAAGUCAUGACAAUCCAACACCUAUUGAGACUCGUUCCGUAUACGAUCUCCUCCCCACUGCGGCAAUGGUAUCAAUGGCUUCCUGUGCUGUAGGAUCCACUAGAGGUUACGAUGAGCUGGUCAGACACGCAGUCUUCGUUGACCAAAUGAGUCCCGAUGUUGUCGGCAUAACGAGGCAUAAUCCUGUUACCCAUGAUACCGUGGUUGUG